UAUGUAGUGAUCGGGCAGUAGAGUCAUCGGUAUUAUUUCUCACCCUUUUUGGCAAGGCCAACGUCAAUCCAGUUAUUGCGGUACCAGUUGGGAUAAAUAAACCCAUACAAACGCCAGAAUGCUAGGUACCGUCAGCAAGCAACUUAAAUCCCACCCCGCUCUGAUCCCCCUGUUCUUCUUUAUUGGUGGUGGGAUGGUCAUGUCCAUGAUGUACCUUGGCCGUCUCGGCCUCGGCCCUCAUGUCUGCUGGGACCGCAAGAAUAACCCAGAGCCCUGGAACAAGAUGAGCGCCACAGAUCAGUACAAGUUCUUUACCGUAAACAUGGACUACAGCAAGUUGAAGAAGAACGGCCCCGACUUCUAAACUCGUAUCUUCUGUCAAAGUGUUGCAGGGCCGUAAGUUUAGGGGGGAAACAUGUUGAAAACACCUGGACCUUUUGAAAGCCCAACUCUGACCCCAAUGGAUGUAAAAAAGCUAACCCGCACAAAUGUUUCUUUAUCUUGUUGAAUUUCCCCAUUCGGUCCCAUUGCACUUUCUUUGCCACCUUAUAUAUAUUAUUUUCCUUCUAAUUCUGUAAAGUUAUCUAAGGUUGGCAAUAAAGUGAAGGAGAUAUCUCCUGCAUACAGAGAAAAACAA
This is a messenger RNA of Osmerus eperlanus (European smelt), 637 nucleotides long. RefSeq names its product NDUFA4 mitochondrial complex associated a (gene coxfa4a). The transcript is spliced from 4 exons. NCBI's taxonomy places the organism in Eukaryota, Metazoa, Chordata, Actinopteri, Osmeriformes, Osmeridae. The record is from RefSeq and is a predicted model, not a curated record. The coding region runs from base 119 to 364 and encodes 81 amino acids.